This is a messenger RNA of Cheilinus undulatus (humphead wrasse), 4672 nucleotides long. RefSeq names its product succinate-CoA ligase ADP-forming subunit beta (gene sucla2). Gene Ontology annotation, cellular component: mitochondrion; succinate-CoA ligase complex. Gene Ontology annotation, molecular function: ATP binding; succinate-CoA ligase (ADP-forming) activity; metal ion binding. The transcript has 11 exons. Lineage: Eukaryota; Metazoa; Chordata; Actinopteri; Labriformes; Labridae. Bases 13 to 1413 code for a protein of 466 amino acids. Gene Ontology annotation, biological process: succinyl-CoA metabolic process; tricarboxylic acid cycle. The record is from RefSeq and is a predicted model, not a curated record.
UUAGAGGGAGACAUGGCGACGUCCCUGAUCUGCGGCCGUUUGACGGCUAGCCUGAGAAAUUCAGGGGCUAGAAACACUCUGAGCUCCGCUACAAAGGUUCUCGGUGGUUCUUCGGGUGUUCUUGGAGGCCAUGUGUCCCAGGUGCAGCCUCCACACCUGCAGCAGCAGCAGAGGAACCUGUCUCUCCAUGAGUACAUGAGCAUCGGGCUGCUGAAAGAGGCCGGCAUCUCUGUGCCCGCCGGCAUGGUGGCGAGCUCCUCUGAGGAGGCGUACAAAGUGGCCAAGGAGAUCGGUUCAAAGGAUCUGGUGGUGAAAGCUCAGGUCCUGGCCGGUGGCAGAGGGAAAGGGACGUUUGAGGGCGGACUGAAGGGAGGAGUUAGGAUCGUCUACUCACCGGAGGAGGCUCGGGACAUUUCCUCUCAGAUGAUUGGUCGAAAGCUGUACACCAAGCAGACCGGAGAGGCGGGUCGUAUCUGCAACCAGGUGUUCAUCUGUGAGCGCAGGUAUCCUCGCAGAGAGUACUACUUCGCCAUCACCAUGGAGAGGUCCUUCCAGGGCCCUGUACUGAUUGGCAGCUCUCAGGGGGGCGUGAACAUCGAGGAUGUGGCGGCAGAAAACCCGGACGCCAUCGUGAAGGAACCCAUCGACAUCGUGGAAGGCAUAAAGAUGGAGCAGGCUGUCAAGGUGGCCCAGAAGAUGGGCUUCCCUCCGGCGCUGAUCAAUGAAGCUGCAGAAAACAUGAUCAAACUAUACAACCUGUUCAUCAAGUACGACGCCUCAAUGGUCGAGAUUAACCCCAUGGUGGAGGAUUCAUCCGGCAUUGUGAUGUGCAUGGACGCCAAGAUCAACUUUGACUCCAACGCAGAGUACCGACAGAAGAAAGUAUUUGACAUGCAGGACUGGACCCAGGAGGACCCCCGAGACCGGCAGGCCGCCAAGGCUGACCUCAACUACAUCGGCCUGGACGGGACCAUCGGCUGUCUGGUAAACGGAGCCGGUCUUGCCAUGGCUACCAUGGACAUCAUCAAACUGCAUGGUGGCACACCAGCUAACUUCCUGGAUGUAGGAGGCGGAGCCACGACUCAUCAGGUGACUGAGGCCUUCAAACUCAUCACCUCUGACAGGAAGGUUCAGGCCAUCCUUGUCAACAUCUUUGGUGGCAUCAUGAGGUGUGAUGUCAUCGCCCAGGGGAUCAUAAUGGCAGUGAGAGACCUGGACCUCAAGAUCCCCAUCGUAGUACGGUUACAAGGAACAAGAGUGGACGACGCCAAAGCUCUGAUCGCUGCCAGCCCACUGAAAAUCCUGGCCUGUGACGACCUGGACGAAGCUGCCAAAAUGGUUGUAAAGCUUUCUGAAAUCGUCUCUCUGGCUAAAGAAGCUCAGGUGGACAUCACCUUCCAGCUGCCCAUCUAGAAGCCUCCAAUCUGGAUCUCCUCACCCCUCUCCUCACCUCGUCUAUGACAGCGAUCCUCCACCCCCCCCAAACAGACUGCAAGAGCCUCCUCACUCACUGGAGAGGAGACAGCUGGGAGACCUUUUGUUUGUUUUUCCUCCUCUGUGGCGUGAUGGUACGACCCUAAAACCACGACAGCGUUCCUCACCUUAAACCUACAAACUCAUGUUUCAUUGAGUCGAUACGCACAAAACUUUCACUUCUUUCUCCCCUCUCCUUUAUCUGCUUUUGGGAGAUCUUCCUUCGACAUGUUCAGAAGACGUACGACAGAUGAGCCGAAGCAUUUUCAUGUUUCUCGCUCAUUUUUUUUAGAGAGAUAAUUGUGAGACGGGGCUGCAGAAUAAAGCUGUUACAUGUCUAAGAAGUUCAGAGGCAUCUGUUUAAAGGAUUGUAAUCCUAUAAUCUCCUAAAGUCAUGCACACGUUCACAUGCAUGCCUCUUCAGUGUUGUCACUUCAGAACAAUAAAGAGCCGUUUUGUUCCCCUGACGCAGAGCUUUGACGUAUUUAAUCAAACAACUCAAAAAGCGCUAGAACACAAACACAAUAGCUAAAUUUCACUGCUGAGUCUUCGCCUGAUGAAACAAUGAAGGAGUCUGCAGCAGUGAUUCAAUAAUUACAGAGUUCAGACGCUCAAAUUGGUUCACAGAAAGUGGUUCUCCCUGCAGGCGGCUUCAUGGCAUUUCUUCAUCCGUCUUCUCCUUAAAGCUCGAGUGUUUAUCAGAUUCCUCUCACCGCUUGUACAUCCCGUCUCCGGCUUCUCUCCGUUAUUCUGUGAUGAUGAAGAAAGCAGCAGCUACAUUGAGAGAAAAAACACUAGACUAGUUUUAUCAUAAGUAGAAAAACGAGCUGGAUAAGAGCAGAGUUUUGAUUAAUUUGUGCAAGUUUUGAGAAGUUUUACUGACUUGUUUUAAAAUCAUUCACCUUCAUAUCAUGCAGUAGACACACGUUAAAGGUGAAUGUAAGGCCGUAGAUGACCUGGCGGUUAGGUUGAGCUCCAUGUAUACAGUCGGCUCGGGUUUAAAUCCAGCUUGUGUUUUUUUUCCUGCAUGCCUUUGUCCACUAUCUCAGUCUUAUUUCCAACUCCAUCUACUUUUCUUUCUCUCUGAUAAAGGCAGAAAAUAAAACUUUAAAAUGAUGAAUGUAAGUCAUUGCAGCAUUUCAGUUUGAGCUGAAAUAUUCAAACAUCUGCUCGGAGUUUGGAUACCAUUUAUUUCUGAAGACAUGCACAGGAACUGAGCUGCACAAUGCAUUUUGAUGUAAGCUUUGAUAGGAUGAUAGUGAAAAUCAAACAAUAUUGAUACUUACUUGAUACAACAGCAACAAAAAUGGAGGUUCUGGCACCCAAUUUCAAGUAGUUUCUUGAUUUUAGUCAUCAAAAAUUGCAAGAAAACGGCAAACUGUCUAAAUUGUGCAAAAACAUUGAGCAAAGCCAGUGAUGGGCUUUGGGUUUUGAGCACUUAAAUAGUUCUAAACAAAGCAAUAAGUUGAAAUUACUGCAAUUGCUUAGUGCUAAAUAUUUUAGCCUAUUAAUGGAAAUUUCUAUCAUGUGUUAGCAUCAUGCUUACACAUGAAUUAUUAUUUAUUAUUGACACAUUUUGAUAACAGAGAUUUUUAAAAUAACUGAUUACAUCUUUUUAAACUUGAAACUAGAAAAAGUGUCAGACUUGAUGGAUCUGAUUAUAUUAGUUCAAAUAAGGACUGUCAAGAAUAAUUUAUUAUUUCUGAUUAAAGUCCACAAUUAGUGCAUUAAUUAAAAAAAUGUGAUUUAUCUCAUGCCAGUGCAGCAUCUCCUUGCAGACACAGUGAAAAUAAGUCUCUGUAUAUCAGCAGGUCCCUUUUUCUGUGGUUAAGUUUCAGUAAUAAUCUUUGAUUGACUGAAUAAAAGAAGGCCUGAUCAAAAGAAGAAGUCAAUUACCUUUAAGACCCAAAAACAUUUCUGAUUGCAAAAUAUUGGAAUUUUUGAAAUAAAAAGGCUAAAAAUGUUGCAAUUAGGGCUGUCAGAAUAUGAAAAAUUUUAAUUGAGAUAAUCUCAGAAUUUCUGUUUGCAAACGCGAUUAAUCACACACUUUAUAGUGCACUUUGAAAUUCUAGUAUUUAGCAUUUUGAACAGCUUUGUGGCCAAUGAAAAAAAAUCCCACUGUCUUAAACUAGGUGUCAUGGACUUCCUGUUUAGAUACAGACUUUCUUUUACUGGUAGAUCAAAGAUUUCAACAUGAACUUAACUGUGGAAAAAGGAACUUGUUAUGGAUUGAAAAUGAAAUGAGAACCUUGAAAGUCCCACUGAGCUGUCUUUAAAUCUCUUAGAGCGGACAUAUCAGACCCUGGGGACCCUCGGCUCUGAACGAGUCGCUCUGUUCUUCUGAAAUAUCAGAUGUGACACUUGUAGACUUUGCUGUAUUGACCGCUGCUGAUGCAGAGGUCUGUACCUGUAUUGAUGAGCCAUCCACGAGUUCCUGCUUGUCCUCCAUCUUUGCGUUUUCCUCUGCAUUUUUCAGCGCUCCCAGAGAAAAGUCUGGGGAGAGUAAAGGUUUAGUCAACUGGACAUCAAAUCUGAUUGAUUUCCUGCGCUUGGAUCGUGUUUCUCGCUCUGUUGACUUCAGGCUUAGGGAAAAAGGGCGCUCUUCUUUUUCUUCCUGCUGUUUUUUUCAUACAGCUUGAGCACACGUGCAUUAGUAGACCAGGUAAAGAUCUCCCAUUUUUUUUUCUGCUGAAGUGAAGCAUGCUUCAUGCUGCUGAUUCAGAGACUUAAGCCUGAACCAGAUCUCUAUGACCCCUAGCGCUGUCGCCACUGUAGAUGUCCUUGUUUAACUGAACUACUGCACCGAGUUGUGUGAAAGUUUUUGGAUGUUUAAAGUUACAGAAAAGUGGCCUGUUGGAGACACUGGAUGUUUGUGUUUCUGUGUAUUUAUUUAAAGUUAAACAAAGACUCCUGCAGCGUCUUCAUCCUCAGUCUGCCAUCACGCCACUUGGAAGAAGCCUUUUCUCUUUCUCUGUUUCUGAUGAAAUGUAAAUUUGGGUGGACUCUGUCCUCUCAAAACAACGGUAAAAUGACUGUUUCUUUCCUCCUCCUCGUCUUUCAGCGCUCCGAACACAAGCCCACAUUGUGAGUUGUACGUCAUUUAUUAUAUCUUGUAAAUAACCAAAUUGAUGUUCUCGCUCUGUAUCAUAUUUAUGCUCCUCACACAGAGGACGACAAAAAUAAAAGCAGAGGACACCAA